This is a messenger RNA of Schistocerca americana (American grasshopper), 6858 nucleotides long. Its product is annotated as Down syndrome cell adhesion molecule-like protein Dscam2. The record is from RefSeq and is a predicted model, not a curated record. Gene Ontology annotation, biological process: cell-cell adhesion. The coding region runs from base 1 to 6084 and encodes 2027 amino acids. Lineage: Eukaryota; Metazoa; Arthropoda; Insecta; Orthoptera; Acrididae. The transcript is spliced from 32 exons. Gene Ontology annotation, molecular function: protein binding.
AUGCACGUGGGCCGCAGCAAGACGCAGGUGGCGGCACGUGAGGCGCAUGGGUUCGGCAGCGGCGUUAUGGGGGCGUGGGUGGAGUGGCGCGGCCUAACUCAGACUGAUGACCGGCUAAGUGCCGGGCCCAUCACGGCGCAGGCGCGGACGCAGGCCUCUCUCCAGGCCGGCCAUUCUUCUCCGGCCCCCGGGGGUGUACAUCGGCCGUCGCCGGCGAUUACGCUGCUAACGAGGAGCUCGUGCAGGCUGGCCAUCGCCCUCGCCCCCGUGCUUACGGAAGCCGGGCAGGGCAGCGCCGGCGCGUGGGGCUGUGGGCCCAGCCCCCGCAGUGCCGCCUCCGACACGGGAAGGCCAUCAGCGGCAGCCGGCCGCAGACACCGCCCCCGCAUUUUUCACGACGGCCACCGGAGGGCCGCUAACGCUCCGGGGACACUCAGCCGCCUUCCGGCGCCACACAGCCAUUCAUCCACUUUGUUCCACCUAAUAGCGGAUGCUUCCACUCUGCUGAGACGUGCAUCUUCCAACAGCGUCCUUUACGUGUCGCAGGGGUACCAGCUGCAGGUGCACAACGUGUUCUGCAUCCGCGGCAACGUGGCGGUGCUGACGUGCAACAUCCCGGCGCAGGUCCGCGGCCUGCUCACCGUCACCAGCUGGCUCAAGGACGAACCCCUGCUCGGCAGAUCGGCACUUCACCCCGGCGGCAGGUACACUCCGACGACGGGCGGCACGCUGCACGUGCGCGACACGGCGCCAGAGGACACGUACUCCCGCUUCUACUGCCAGACGGUGCACCAGCUCACGGGGGAGCGGCGCAUCAGCAUGCCGGGGCAGAUCAUCGUCACUGAGCCGGACGGCAACAUGCAGCCCCGCAUCGAGCACUCGGCGGCCAGCGUGGUGGCGCGCGCCGGCAGCCCGGCGGACCUGGUGUGUGCCGCCCAGGGCUUCCCCCCGCCCACAUACAGGUGGUUCCGGGAGACGGGAGGUGCGCUGACGGAGGUCCGCGCCCAGGGGCUGGUGCGCCCCCUGCACAGCGUGCUGCAGUUUCCGCGCGUGCAGCCGGAGGACUCUGCGCGCUACGUGUGCGUUGCCACCAACAGCGUGGGCGAGGACCGCCGCCAGAUCACGCUCAGCGUCUCCACGCCGCUCACCGCGCACAUCCGCCCUCAACAGCAGGUGGUGGACGCUGGCGCUCGAGCCUCCUUCAAUUGCUCCGUGCGCGGCGGCGGCGGCGACGGCAGCGGCCUGCACGUGGCUUGGCUCAAGGACGGUCGCCCGCUGGCGGAGGGCGCCGGCGUCAACGUGCUACACGGAGGGGAGGUGCUGGUCAUCGAGUCCGUGGGCAAACACGAUCGCGGCAUGUACCAGUGCGUCGCGCGCUCCGGCGACGAGAGCGCGCAGGGCAGCGCCGAGCUCACCCUCGGAGCGGUGGCGCCGGAGCUGCAGUGGACGUUCAUCGAGCAGACGCUGCAGCCGGGGCCCGGCGUGUCGCUGCGCUGCGUGGCCUCGGGCAACCCGCCGCCGCGCGUGCACUGGCUGCUGGACGGCGCCGAGCUGAGCCCGCGCGCGGGGCUCGUCAUGGGCAGCGCGCUCGACGCCCAGGGCGACGUCGUCGCGCAGCUCAACAUCUCGAGCGCGCGCGUCGCCCAUGGCGGCCUCUACACCUGCGUCGCACGCAACGACCUCGGCUCCGCCCAGCACUCUGCCACGCUCAACGUGUACGGCCCGCCGAUGGCGCGCGCGCCGCGCAACCUGACGGCGGUGGCGGGCCGCGACGUGUAUCUGCGCUGCCCGGUGGCGGGCUAUCCCAUAGCCAGCGUGUCGUGGCGGCGCGCGGGCGAGCAGCUGCCGUCCCACGUGCGCCAGCGCGCCUUCCCCAACGGCACGCUGCUGCUGCGCCAGGUGGAGGGCGCCUCGGACCGCGGGGAGUACUCCUGCACCGCCACUAACCAGCAGGGGCAGUCCGCGCAGGGCCGCCUCCACCUCGACGUCAUGAAGCCACCUCAAAUUGCUCCAUUCCAGUUUCCCAGCAACCUGCAAGAGGGCAUGAGAGCACAAGUUUCUUGCAGCAUCAUAUCUGGUGACUUACCGAUCACCAUUACAUGGCGGAAAGACGGAGGGCCGCUUCCACAGGAGGCCGAUGUUCACGAGCAGCAGCAUGAGUUUGUCAGCAACCUGUUGUUCUCCAACCUGGCCGCUCGACACUCUGGCCACUACAUGUGCAUAGCGAGCAACGCAGCUGCCGUGGCCAACUACACAACCAGACUCAUUGUCAGAGUUGCUCCAACGUGGUUGAUAGAGCCCCAAGACGUAUCAGUGCUGUAUCAGCACCCUGUUUCGCUUCACUGUCAAGCCAAUGGUUUUCCGGUUCCUACCAUCACCUGGAUGAAAGCCAAAGACAUACCCUUGGAAACAGGACAAAGGAUGAUAAUUUCUUCUAAUGGGUCAGUUAUAAUCAGAGCAGCGGAUCCAAGUCACGAAGGUCAUUACACAUGUCAAGCUAGCAACGGUAUUGGUCCUGAACUGAGAAAGGUGGUCUACUUACGAGUUAAUGUGCCAGCACAUUUUCGCACUAGGGCCAUGAAUCAGAGCGGCACUGCUGGAGAAGCCACAGUCCUAACGUGUGAAGCUGAAGGUGACCUUCCACUUCGAAUAUCAUGGACAGCAUCUCAUCGGUCAUUAACACCAAGCCACACACAAACGUUAGAGAGGCAGAUACCCAAUGGUAUCGCUGCAGAACUUCACCUAGAAGAUCUCAGUCGGAGAGAUGCUGGACCUUAUCGAUGCUCUGCAACGAAUGAAUUUGGACAGGAUGAAAUGACAAUUUAUCUGACUGUGAAAGAGCCUCCUGAAUCUCCAGGACGAGUUGAGGUCUUGGAGACUAACAGCCGUUGGGUGAACGUCGCAUGGGGCACUCCCUACUCGGGCCACGCGCCGAUUUCACACUACAUAGUGCAGUUCCAAGAGGAGGACUCGAGUUUAAAUGUAUGGAACAACGUCACUGUCGGAGGCAGCGCACGCACAGCGCGCCUAGGCGGACUCAAACCAGCCACGGCGUACAAACUGAGGCUCGUGGCCGUGAACGAGGUCGGACCCAGUGCCCCGAGCGACCCAACAACUGCUUACACUUUGCAAGAAGCUCCGAGUGGUCCGCCUAUUGAUAUCUCAGUCGAAGCCACCAUGCCUGAAUCCCUGUUAGUCAGAUGGAAGCCACCACUGCAGAGCUAUGCAAAUGGAGAGAUCCUUGGCUACCACAUAAACUACCGGCAAGUUUCUGGACCAGGCGGUCAGGGGCAGCAGCUGCAGCGCACUGUCAGGGGUGCACAUAGGUUGGAAGUGCUGCUCACUUCCCUGGAACACUACACACGCUAUGAGGUUACUGUGCGUGCUUUCAACCAGGUUGGCUCAGGCCCUGCAUCACCACCUCAUUUUGUCACCACUCUCGAGGGUGUUCCAGAUAUGCCUCCACAAGAUUUACGCUGUUCAGCACUGUCCCCGCAGAGUAUCAGAGUGCGCUGGGAUCCACCACCACCAGAACACAGGAAUGGUAUCAUAGAUAGCUACAAAGUAUUCUACAAGAAUGCAAAUGAUGUGGAGGUAAAGAAAACAACAAACUUAGAGACCAACCUCCACGGAUUAGCAAAGUUCACAAAUUACAGUAUAAGAGUGUUGGCACUAACUUCUGCAGGAGAAGGCAUUCGGUCAAACCCAAUUCACUGCACAACAGAAGAAGAUGUUCCAGGUCCACCAGAACAUAUCAAAGCAUUGGCAAUGACAUCUGAUAGCAUCAUGGUAGCAUGGACAAAGCCAGCUGAGCCAAAUGGAAAUAUAGUGAAAUACAAUGUAUACAUUAGCACUACCCAGCAACAUGGAAACAAGGAAACACAGAAGGAAACUGUGUUUGGAGACAGGGAACUAAUAUAUGAAGUAAGAAGACUGAAAGAAUUUCAGAGAUAUGAUUUCUGGGUUACAGCAUCGACAACAGUUGGAGAAGGACAGCCAAGUCCAAAAGUCUCACAGGCUCCUAUAUCUCGUGUGCCAGCACGGAUAGCAUCAUUUUCCAGACGUGUUGUACAUGGUGCUGGACAAAGCCUGGUGUUACCAUGUCGGACAGUUGGACUUCCAGCUCCUUCUAGACAGUGGAGAGGGCCAUCUGGUGCCUCAAUUACAUCCCAAGUCCUUCCAGACGGUGGCCUUGCACUAGGGCCACUUCGUCCUCAGGAAGCAGGCAAUUAUACUUGCGUGGCAGAGAAUGUCUAUGGAAAAGAUGAAAUCAACUACUGGGUCAUUGUUCAGAUUCCACCCAGCCCUCCUGUAUUGUCUGUUCCAGCUUCCACAUCUCGCAGCCUGUCACUGCAAUGGAAGUUAUUUGAUGACGGGGGAAGCCCAAUCACUGGAUACACACUUAACUACAAGAGAGAUUUUGGUGAGUGGCAAGAAGUAUCAAUUGAUCCUGAUCGAAAGACGUACAACUUGGAAGGAGUAAAAUGUGGCUCAAAUUACCAGUUGUACCUCACAGCAAGUAAUUCUGUUGGUACAAGCAAACCAAGUCCAGUAGUAAAUGCAGCUACCAAAGGAUCAGCUCCAAAAAUUCCUAAUCAAGAAGAUUUAUUAUCCGUAAAUUCGACAUCAGUAAUACUGUUUUUGGACUCCUGGCCAAGUGGUGGGUGUCCAUUACAGUAUUUUGUGGUGGAAUAUCGUGCAAAAGAUCAAAAGUCUUGGACUCUUGUUUCAAACAAUAUCCAGCAAGAAGAGCUGGUAAUCCCUGAUCUUACACCUGCUACUUGGUACGCUAUUCGAGCAACAGCUCAUAAUGAUGCAGGUUCUCGUCAACAUGAAUUUGUGUUUGCUACGAGGACAAAAACAGGAGAAAUUGUGCAUCCAGAACUUGUCACUGAUACAUCAGAAAAGCAAGAAUCCUUCUAUACUCAUCUGAACAUCAUUAUUCCAAUCCUGUCAGGAAUAAUAUGCACAGUGGCAGCAUCAAUCUGUGUUUGCAUUGUUGUCCAUAGAAGGCACUAUGCAGGAUACAAACAAGGUGAUACUGGCUUUGGUGCAAAAUCACUUGCAGAACUUGAAAAUCAGCGAAACAGUGACCAACAAAGUGGAGGACACCUACAGGGAGGGCAGUUGUAUUCACCAUCUCCAGCCAGAAAAGGAGACUCUUCUCUCAGUGGCCAAAAGGGCAGUGAUACAUCAGGAGGUCAGGACUACGAAAUCUGUCCAUAUGCAACAUUCAGUUUACCAAGUGGGCCUAACAAUACACAGACAAUGGACUAUUCAAUGCAGUUCCAGACAUUCAGCCAACAAGAAUGUUAUUCUGGGCAGCCUCGACCAAGUACGUCAGGAUAUGGAAGCAAGUCAACGAAAGAGUAUUACUCACGUGUAAGAGCCAAGUCAGCAGCAUCACGUAAUUCUGGUGAAAUCAAGUUACCAAGAUCUUCCAAAAGCCCACCAGAUGGCCUUAGCUUAGAAAUCUCUUGCAUCUCGAGUCAGCAGACACUGCCUGUCUCUGUGGCAGUCGCAUCCAGUGGGCAUCGACGCACCAAGUCACCUCCAAGUCAUGUCCACAACAGUUCCAGUGCAGUAGGAUUCAGCAGGUCACGCAGCUGUUCCAUGGGUGCUGAUCAGGACUCAGACAGCAGUGGAGGUCCUGGCAGCCCAAGACGGAAUGAGUCCAAACCUGUUCAAUAUCGCAUACCAGCUUCCAACAGCAGAACAUCUAAAGUACCACAUCAUGCUGAGUCUACAUUUGAUCUUGACUCAAGCACAGAAUCCACAGAAGCAUCACCAGAAGUGAGCCACAGAUCAAGACGUGGCAUGGUAGCAAGAAGAGGGGCGCCCUCCAGGCAGAAUACCAGCAGCAGUACAGUGUGUCAGGAAGUUGUUCCUCUGCAGCCUCCAUCUGGUUUUUCUGAUGGUCAAGAAUUAUCAGAAGCUGAAUGUGAUAGAGAAACCGUCAGAGAAAAUGUUGCUGGUCUUCCUCUUUUCAGGCAUGAAGAACUAGAACAGGAAUUGUCCACUCUUGUAAAACGAUAUCGACAGGAACGAGACAGAGAGAAACAAGAUUACACAAUACAUGUCUGAGCCCCCAAAGCUACAUAGAAUUCCAUUGAGGCGAAUGAGCUUUAAGACUUGAAUUACAGUGCUCACAGAAUUCUCCUUCAGUGUCUUAACAUUUCAACAGCACAGUGAGCUGUUUAGCUGAUUGAAUAUAGUGUGUGUAUGUGUGUUAAUGCAAAAACAGUGUGUGAAGAAAGUGUGAACUAAACAAGUGAAACACUAUUUCAUUUUGUACAUGCUGCUGUAUAUGUUUCUGUCCAAUGAACACCAAUAUCAAAAUGGUGGAAUUUAUACUGACCUUGUGAAAACCAAUGGAUAAGAUGUUGAGUGGUAACGUUGGAGUUUUUUGUAAAAAAAGUAUUUUGUAAACAAACUAUAUACAUAUAUACAUAUAUAUUUGUAGCUUCUAUUAAUGAAGCAUGAUAAAUGACUGCAACUACUGUUAUAUUAUCUAUGACUGUUAAAGAACCGUGACAUAUAUACAAUUAUUAAUUAAAACACUGUUAUUAAGACAUAUAUUCUAUUCAUGUAUGUCUGUCUGUGUGGUGCAGGCAAAGUCCAAAAUGUAGCCUCCUGUCUUACGCUCAGUUUUAUUGCUCUUCAAAUAUUUUCCACAGAUACAGAAGGUUACAUGAUCUAAUUGUUGCUGUUAGCAGUAAUGAAGAAUGACUUUAAUGCAAUUCAGUGGUCUUAUUGCAAGAUGGUUUUAUAACCUGAUACCAUAUUUACAGCUAUGGGAUAUUCAGGUAAAUCUGAAUAAGUACAAAAUAAUGUUCUUUUUUUUAAGUAUGGAAAAGA